Closterium sp. Naga37s-1 is the source of this 2061-nucleotide messenger RNA. Lineage: Eukaryota; Viridiplantae; Streptophyta; Zygnematophyceae; Desmidiales; Closteriaceae. The record is from the annotation of a GenBank genome assembly.
AUGUGGAGGCACCUGAAAACGGACACGGACUCCCUCUCCCCCCCGUACCUUCACAUUGCUCCCAGCAACACCGUUCCUUUGCGCCGCUUCACCUCCCGUCACCUCACCCACCGUCGCCUCCCCCACCCUUCUCCUCCGCGUUCCAACCAUUUCUCUCCCCUUGCGCUUCAUGUCUCCCGGACGCGCUCCUCCCUUCGCGUCUCCCUCCCGCAUCCGUUCGGAAUCAACGGCCGUUCGGCGGCUACAACUCGACCCUCCAAUCGUGCCUCCUUCGCCCCUCCGUUCGCGUCUCCCUCGCCCAUCCCAUCGCGUCUCCCGCACCCCUCCCUUGAUCCAGAACCAACGGCCGUUCGGCGGUUGCAACUCGCCCCUCCAUUCGCGUCUCCCUCCCUCACCCGUCCCCUCCCCGUCUCCCUCACCCCUCCCUUGCGCCGGAAGCAACAGGCGUUCGUGCCUGCUUUCCGACCCUGCCUGCGACUUUCCAGACGUCUCAAAAGUCGUCCCCUCCUCGUCUCUCGCACCCCUCCCUUGCGCCGGAAGCAACAGGCGUUCGUGCCUGCUUUCCGACCCUGCCUGCGACUUUCCAGACGUCUCAAAAGUCGUCCCCUCCUCGUCUCUCGCACCCCUCCCUUGCUCCGGAAGCAACAGGCGUUCGUGCCUGCUUUUCGACCCUGCCUGCGACUUUCCAGACGUCUCAAAAGUCGUCCCCUCCUCGUCUCUCGCACCCCUCCCUUGCUCCGGAAGCAACAGGCGUUCCGCGGCUACACCUCUCGACCCUGUCUGCGCGUCUCUCUCCCUCACCCCUCCCGUGCUUGCUCCCAGAACCAACGCACCACGAGGGACGACUUGAAGAGGCACAUAGCACCAUAUGGCCUCUACAACUCACUCCCUUUGCGUCCCUCUCACGCCUUUCAUGCUCCCCCUCAGAACCAACGCACCACGAGGGACGACUUGAAGAGGCACAUAGCACCAUAUGGCCUCUACAACUCGCCCCUCCCUUGGCAACCAACGCACCACGAGGGACGAGUUGAAGAAGCAAAUAGCAGCAUCGGGCGCCUGGCACUCCCCUCUCCCUUGGUCUCUCUCUCCGACCCUCCCAUCCUGUCACCUCACCGCCACCCCUGUGGUAACCUGCCAUUGCUCUCCACGCCUCCCAAUCAACGCACCACGAGGGACGUGUUAAAGAAGUACAUAGCAGCAUCGGGCGGCUAUAACUCGCACAUGGCGCAGCAGGGCUCCGUGAUUUCCGGCCACGUCACAAUCUGGGCGUCCGAGGUGGUCAUGGGAGACAAGACGGUCUACGCCGCCCCCACCGCGGGCGGCCGCGGCGGUGCUGACGUGGCGAAGGGGACGUUCCGCGUGGUCCAGAUGCCGCCCAACAUGUGGCACGUGGCGGUGGCUAUGGGCGACACGCGGAUUGACGCCACGUGUGACGGCGAGCUGGUGUGGCGGCGGAGCAGUUGGGGGCCGUCGACGACCGCUAAAGGGCCUGUGCGACCACUCAGGCAUUUGCUAGCGGGCUUGGACCCGCCCACAGUGGCAGAUGUGUUCGCGUCAGGAGAGUAUCAGGGAGACGAGGGCAUAGAGGGCGACGAGUGCAUGUGCGUGAAGGUGAUGGCCAAUCCGCUCGCCCUCAUGAGCAUGAGCACGGGCGGGGGCAACGUGGGCGGCAAGCAGCAGGACGUGUGCGACGUGCUGGCGUACCAGGUGGAAGGUUUCUUCAGUAAAGCGUCGGGGCUGCUGAUUGGACUGCGCGACCACCACCUUACGAAAACCAAGACAGCGAGCAACAGCACGAUCUACUGGGAGAGGGUGAUGGUGACGCGGGUGGGGGACUUUCAGCCCAUGGAGGGCGGCAUGAUCGUCCCCCACAGCGGCCGCUCCGUGCUCUCUCUUGCCAAGCGCUGCGAUGACGACACGUCGGGGACGAUACGCGCGUGGGUGAGAGAAGAGUGGGGCGUGGACUCGGUCACACAGGACGCCACCGCCAUGCAGGGGUUGCUAGCUCGGCCGGCGGAUUUGAUUAUGACGGCUAGUUCGGCGUCUUUGCAUAGAGGGUGA